AUGCAGGCGCUUUCACUGAGCUGCACGAGACCAUUGAAAUCGAAGACCCGAACGAACGACGAUGAUGGAGUUACGAUGUUCUCAGUAAAAUAUCUUGGUCAAGGAAAACUUGAAAAGCCUGGUUUGGAAGACAUGUGUACAUUUGUUCACUCAAUAUGUGGGAGAGUUAGAAAAUCGAAACAAAAAGAUAUUCUAAAAGGAGAUUUUAUUCUCUCGAAUGAGAACUGCUCUUUAAAGCCCAAUGCACAAGAUAGCAUCGAUUCGACACUAGUAUUCCGUACUCGACGCAUCCUAUUUUCUGGAGUGUACGAACUUAAUCCAAAGAUAUUUUUCUUCACUUAUCAGUUCGGUAAAACAGCUGAUGUGCUUCAAUGUCAUGUACUCAAGUGUAGAAAUAAGAAAGAAGCAAAACGCUUGGCUAAACAAGCUGGGAUAUUAUUUAAAGAUAUAGCAUUUUCAUUGAAUAGACGAUUGAAAGACACACCAAACUAUAAACCACAAUUGUCAUCGCUUGGCUCACGAACAAGCACUAUGUCGACCAAUUAA
Paramuricea clavata is the source of this 546-nucleotide messenger RNA. The record is from the annotation of a GenBank genome assembly. NCBI's taxonomy places the organism in Eukaryota, Metazoa, Cnidaria, Anthozoa, Malacalcyonacea, Plexauridae.